Vitis vinifera (wine grape) is the source of this 4161-nucleotide messenger RNA. Its product is annotated as putative disease resistance protein At3g14460. The coding region runs from base 1 to 1674 and encodes 557 amino acids. The transcript has 4 exons. The record is from RefSeq and is a predicted model, not a curated record. NCBI's taxonomy places the organism in Eukaryota, Viridiplantae, Streptophyta, Magnoliopsida, Vitales, Vitaceae.
AUGGGCAAGGUUAAAAGCAUUGGGGCUGAGUUUUAUGGAGAGUGUAUGAAUCCUUUUGCAUCUUUGAAGGAAUUGAGGUUUGAGGAUAUGCCAAAAUGGGAAAGUUGGUCUCAUUCUAAUUCGAUUAAGGAAGAUGUAGGAGCAUUUCCUUGCCUUAAAAGGUUUGUAAUAAAAAAAUGUCCAAAGCUGAUUGGGGAAUUACCGAAAUGUCUGCGGUCCCUGGUGAAGCUUGACGUGUCAGAAUGUCCAGAAUUGGUGUGUGGACUUCCGAAACUUGCAUCUCUCCAUGAAUUAAAUUUACAAGAAUGUGAUGAGGCGAUGUUGAGAGGUGAUGAGGUUGAUCUUAGGUCCCUCGCUACUCUAGAGCUCAAAAAGAUAUCAAGAUUGAAUUGUCUAAGGAUUGGAUUAACAGGAUCCUUGGUAGCCUUGGAAAGAUUGGUGAUAGGGGAUUGUGGUGGCCUGACAUGUUUGUGGGAGGAGCAAGGGCUGGCUUGCAAUCUUAAAAGUUUGGUGGUACAACAGUGUGCUAAACUGGAGAAGCUACCAAAUGAAUUGCAAAGUCUCAUGUCUCUGGAGAAUCUGGAAAUAAUUGGAUGCCCCAAACUGGAGUCAUUUCCAGAAAUGAGUUUGCCUCCAAAGCUAAGAUUCCUUGAGGUGUACAAUUGUGAAGGUCUAAAAUGGCUACCUCAUAACUACAACUCAUGUGCCCUUGAACACUUGAGGAUAGAAAAGUGUCCAUCUCUCAUUUGCUUUCCACAUGAUAAGCUUCCCACCACGCUCAAGGAAUUAUUUAUUGGCCAUUGUGAAAAGGUAGAGUCUCUACCAGAGGGAAUGAUUCACCGAAAUUCCACCCUCAGCACCAACACUUGUCUUGAAAAGUUGACCAUUCCAGUAGGGGAGUUACCUUCUACCCUCAAGCACCUUGAGAUUUGGGGAUGUAGAAACUUGAAGUCAAUGUCAGAGAAAAUGUGGCCCAGCAAUACAGAUCUUGAAUAUUUAGAGCUUCAGGGUUGUCCAAAUCUAAGAACCCUACCAAAAUGCCUUAAUAGCCUCAAGGUGCUCUAUAUAGUUGAUUGCGAAGGCCUGGAGUGCUUUCCAGCAAGAGGCUUGACCACCCCCAACCUCACACGACUUGAAAUUGGGAGAUGUGAGAAUCUGAAAUCCCUGCCACAGCAAAUGAGAAACCUCAAAUCUCUUCAACAGUUGAAAAUAUAUCAAUGUCCAAGGGUGGAGUCCUUUCCAGAAGAGGGUUUGGCCCCCAACCUGACAUCACUUGAGAUUGGUGACUGUAAGAAUCUGAAAACGCCCAUAUCUGAGUGGGGCCUCCACGCCCUCACCUCUCUUUCGCGGUUGACCAUUUGGAACAUGUAUCUUCCUAUGGUUUCCUUUUCGAAUGAAGAAUGCCUUCUUCCUACAUCUCUCACUAAUCUUGAUAUCAGUAGAAUGAGAUCCCUAGCCUCCCUGGCGCUCCAAAACCUCAUCUCUCUUCAGUCCCUACAUAUCUCAUACUGUCGUAAACUCUGCUCUUUAGGGCUGCUGCCUGCGACACUUGGAAGACUUGAAAUCAGGAAUUGUCCUAUACUAAAAGAAAGGUUCUUAAAGGACAAAGGAGAAUAUUGGUCCAACAUCGCCCACAUCCCCUGCAUUAAAUUGGAUGGGGAAUAUAUCCAUUAAUUGAAGUGUAAUACUUGGAGAUUGAAAUGCACUAAUUUUGUGGGUUGAGGAAAAGAAACAGAAGCAGAAAGCCAUUCAACCCCCCCUUCCUCACAGUUUGAUCUUAAGAAGAUUGGAGUAGGCAGGAGUGAAAACCUUCUGGUUGACUUUGGAUUUGAACUAUAGUAUCUCAAGGAAGGUGCCUAUACAUAGGUUGAUUUCCUGAUUUCAGUCCUUAGAAGGCUGCCAACGAUGCUAAGGCUUAUCACAGGUUCUAAAAGACAGGCGCUUAAAGGAGAGAGGAAUUCUGGCCCCACAUUGCUCAAGUCCCCUGCAUGGAUGUAGAUUCCGAAUUUUGUUGAUUAACUAUCACAACUUGAGAUUGAACUUCAUAUAUGUAUGCUGAAGCAUGGGAUCAAAGACCAUUCAACCCUGUCCCAUCCUUAGUUUCCAUCAGGAAGAAGGAAAAAAUGCAGGUGGAAUCAAAUGCAUUUCAAUAAUAAGUUUGUGGUCUAUUCAGAUCAAUGAUGAUUCAGAUCAUUGAUGCGAAAAGUAUCCCCUGCUUUCAGAUAGAUGGGGAAUAUAUGCAUUGAAGUAUAAUAACUAGAAAUAGAAAUGCAUUUUGUGGGUACUAGAAAAGAAACAGAAGCAGAAAGCCAUUCAACCCCGAAUCCUUGCAGUUUGAUCUAAAGAAGAUUGGGGUAGGUAGGAACAAAAACCUUCUGGUUAACUUUGGAUUUGAAGUGUAGUAUCUCAAGAAACAUGUGAGACUCUAAAAACGCCCAUAUCUGAGUGGGGCCUCCACACCCUCACCUCUCUUUCCAAAUUGAUUAUUGAGGAUGUCUUUCCAGGUGUGGUUUCCUUCUUGGAUGAAGAGUGUCUUCUUCCUACAUCUCUCACUUCUCUUGAAAUCAGGAGAAAGGAAUCCCUAGCCUCCUUGUCUCUCCAAAACCUCAUCUCUCUCCAUUAUUUUUAUUUUUGUUAUUUCUUUUUUUACGUUUGUUCAUUAUUUUUUCUUUUCUUUUCCAUUUUUACAUUCGCUGUCAAGGUUGAUCCUUGCAUGUUUAGGUCCUAUAAUUUCUGGAAGGGGGGUUUGGCCCCAUGGUAGCUUCAGUUUGGGUUCAAUUUUAAGAAGCUUGAUGCACAUGUUUCUGAGUAGCACUGGUCCACUAGGCCUUUACAGAUGAUGAAAUCAUGCUGCCUGUCCUCUAACUUGAAGUAAGCUUUUUUUCUGAAAGUUUCUACAAGUGUUAUUGAUCUUAAGUUGUCGUGAGCUUUGGUCCUUUUUGCUAAAGGAAGGAUUACAUGUGACACCCAAUGCUUGAAAUCCAGAUCAAUUUUCCUAUCCUAGGACAAAGUUGCUUAAAGGAGAAAGGAGGAAGUUUGGCUCAGGUUUGCCUACAUCUCUAACAUUCAACAACAUGACUUCAUUGGAAAAUAUGAAUUUAUAUUGGAUUGUGUUUUGCCCACUCUGGAUGUUGAGAGGGAGAUCACUCCUCUUUCCUUCACCCAAGUAUGCUUGACUAACCACAGAUGUAGAACCGUCUUUUUUAUUGGUCCAAAUAUAGGGUUCACUUCUAUAAUUAACAGAAACUUCAUUUCUACAUGUAGGAGGGGGAAAAAACAAUGCAGAUGCAAAUUUAAUUCCUAACAUAAGUAUGGUGGUAUGUUAUUGGGCUCAAUCAUAAUUGAUGGUUUUCCUUUUUGAUUAUUGAGUAAACUUGAUAGGUUCUGUGUAAGUUAUAAUUUUCAUGCCAUUGUAUUUCUACCCCCAACACAACUAUUUCUUAAUAAUAAUUUCAAUGAGCACUUUUUAAAGUUUUUGUCCUUGUUAUAUGGAUGCAUGAGGUACUUGAUUCAUAUUAGUAUCAAGAUAGACCCAUUAUAGUUCAUUGUUUGUGUAUAUAACUGUGUUGAUAUAGGGCAUUUCACAUUGGGGGCAAUAGCAUCCCUCUUACCACUCUACUUGGGCUUUAUUACAUUUGUGAUACUUGGGUUAGGUAAAUUCUAUUUUGCUGGCCUAACUCUCUUUUCCUUUAUCCUUUUUUAUUUUAAUACUUCCUGAAUGUAAGCUGGUAGGUGGUGGAAGAAUGAUGGACGCAUUUAAAAUGGAUGGGCUUGAGAAUGUGCCAUACAAUGAUUUCUCUGCUAGUUGAUGGCAUAAAAAUGAGAGGAAUUUUGAGACUUAUGGCUCUCUAAGAAGAACUCAACUCAAUGGAUGUUUGUGUGCUUUUUCAGUUUUAGUGGCUCAAGCAAAAUCAGCUGUCUCUGAUUUUGGAACUUGAUGUAUAUAAUGUAAGAAGUUUGAAGCUCGUUUCUCCAUCCUUGGACAAUUGCAGCAAAUGUUUCUGUAGGAUUUGUUUCUCUAGUUUGAUGAUUUGAACAUUUUUAUUUUCUCAAAAGUUAUAAUACCUCAAGUCCUUGUUUUUUCUUUUUUCCUUUCUUCUUAAAAUGAAAAUUGUGAGAACAUUGUAAUUUCCUUUUUACUAUAGUGGAUUAUUUCUACAA